AUGGAUAGCAGCAGUUCGCCAGACUACAAAGCUCUCUUCUUGCGGGAAGUAGCAUUACGAAGAAGGGUGGAGGAGCAACGGGAACUGGAAAGGAGGAGGCGCGAACAAGCAGAGGACCGCCAAAGGCAGGCAGAAGAGGGCCAGAGACAAGAGAGAGAGCGCAACCAACAAACUACCUUUGAAGAGUUCAUUCGAUCCUGCCACAGUCUUCUCUCCCGACCAUUGAGAGUUGAAGCCCCUUCUCGCUCCACAACGGGAACGAUUCCACCACCCACUGGCAAGUACUGUCCGACACGCCUUCGUUUCUGGGCGGACUGCCCAGUUAGACAACAGGAAAUCUACAACUCUGUUUUGAGGUAUCUGCAGUCAGAUGUGGUGGCGCCCCGACUUUUUUCACCCAUUGUUGAGCUGGAAGGUCUGGGUCGACGAUUCGCUCGCCGGCCAAUUAGCAGUGAACAAGAUCUUGAGAGCUAUGAGCGAUUUGCAGUGGAGGACCAUGUUCAUGACAUAAUCACAGAGUUAUGCAAGCUGCCGGACGCUCGAGAAGAAUUCCAGCUGGGUAAUGGUAUUCAGUUCGAUAAUCAUGCCAAUGCGCUGGAUGCAGUUGAGGGUGAAUCAGCAACCGGCCAGCCAUCGACUUCACGGCCCUCGAGACCUGACCAAUUUUGCAUCCAUAGAACUGACGGCAAUACCACUACCUUACUGACAACAGUUGAAUACAAACCACCUCAUAAGCUCUCUGUGGAAAACCUCCGUGCGGGACUCCGGCCGAUGAACUUUUGGGAUGAAGUGGUCCAACCUGAAACUAUCCCCACAGACAAGAAGGAAAAAUUAAAGUAUAAUGCAGAGCGACUGGCAGGGUCUGUGCUAGUCCAGGAGUACCAUGUGAUGAUUCAAGAAGGGCUUGAAUAUUCCUACGUAACCAACGGCCUCGCGCUAGUCCUACUUCGCGUGCCUUAUGAUGAUCCAAGUACACUUGAUUUCUAUUUGUGCGAGCCCAACAUGGAUGUUUGUGCGGACGAUGACUCUACUUUCCAACAACCGAGAACAGCCAUUGGAAGAGUCCUCUGUAUCUGCUUAAUGAGUUUUUCAUCGACCCCCCGCAGCCAGGAGUGGAGAAAUGCUGCACAAGCAAAGUUACAUGUUUGGAAGACGAACUUUGAAUAUACACGAUCUCAAAUCCCAGAGGAGGAGCUGCGGCAGACGCCUCCGCGGUCUGAGUAUACCAGUUCUGAAUAUACAGGCUCCGAAUAUCUGCCGUCGUCCUCCCCCGUACGAACCUCCCCAGGCAGAGGUCGCCGAGUGCCUACCCGAUCCCAGGUCAAUUGUGCUCCGCCAGAUACAGCGCGUCGAUCAGAAUUAAUGGAUUCUUCAGACUCUGAUUCUCAAGCUGCUCCGGGACGGAAGCGAGGGUUCAGCGAGGUUACCUCGUCUCCCCCUAUCCAGCGAUUGACGCGCCAAAAUCAUACUCAAAAUUGCCAAGAUUAUGGGUCUCGUCAACAUGCAAAUAUGUUCUGCACGCAGCGGUGUCUGCUUGGUCUACAGCAGGGUGGCCUAUUAGAUGAUCGCUGCCCGAACUUGAAGUUCCAUCAGCAGGGAGGACACGGCAACCGACACCUUAUCAACGCAGAGCGCCUGGUGCAGCUAAUCAAACUGCAAUUGGACACGAAUAUCGAUUGCAAUUGCACACCUAUGGGGAGAUGUGGUGCGUACGGCGCCCCUUUCAAAGUCACUUGUGCUGCUUAUGGGUACACUGUUGUUGGGAAGGGAACAACCUCUCAACUUUGGAAAGAAGUCUCCCGCGAAGCAGAAAUUUACCGUGUUCUACGACGUGCACAGGGAUCGGCAGUUCCAGUCUUCGUAGGAGCUAUUGAUUUGGCCAAGAUUUACUUCCUACAUGGGGCCGGUGAGAUUCGUCACAUGCUGCUCUUAGGUUGGGGGGGUGAAAUUACUACUGCACUCGAAAAUGGCUCCGCGCUGCGACGCGAGAUAUCCAAAUCAGUGAAGGAAAUUCGCUCUUUAGGUGUUUUGCAUCAGGACCUUCGGCCUGAUAAUGUCUUGUGGAACGCUGAGCUAGAGCGGGCCCUAAUCAUUGACUUUCAUCAUUCCAUGUUGGUGCGUCGGCCACCUGCAAAACAGACAAGAUCCCUAAAGAGACCGCCAUACGGUGCAGAUAUGUGUGAAGCAAAGAGGCUCCAUGUACGUUAA
This is a messenger RNA of Aspergillus viridinutans, 2208 nucleotides long. RefSeq lists its product as uncharacterized. The transcript has a single exon. The coding region runs from base 1 to 2208 and encodes 735 amino acids. The record is from RefSeq and is a predicted model, not a curated record. NCBI's taxonomy places the organism in Eukaryota, Fungi, Ascomycota, Eurotiomycetes, Eurotiales, Aspergillaceae.